Messenger RNA from Protopolystoma xenopodis, 465 nucleotides. The record is from the annotation of a GenBank genome assembly. Lineage: Eukaryota; Metazoa; Platyhelminthes; Monogenea; Polystomatidea; Polystomatidae.
ACAACUCAGAAGAGUCGACGUCUCAGCGAGCCCGGUGUUGGCUGGUGGUACCAAUUCCAGGUGGCCGCGGCCACACGCUGGGGCUCUCGUGGUUUCCACGAGCCCGGCAUCUCGCCGCCUGUCGCCUGGAACUCUGAGCCCCCGAGGCCACCCUCACCACCUCGGCAUCUCCGCGAGGGUGUGCUUCGGAUACAGGCCAUGGGUACAGGCGCGUCUGCUGCUUCCGGUGGUUCGGGCGGACAGGGUGGCGGAGAUAUUAGUCCAGAGAUGAAUAGUGACAACCUAACUGCCACCCUGAGCCUCGAGAUUCACUGGAGUCCCCCGGAGAUGGCGGAUAUUCCUGUCACAGAAUAUAGGGUCGGCCCCACGGCCACUCAUGAGCUUUCUACACCUCAAGCACAUGCGAUUGUAGCUAAUCCUUUGAAUGGUCUUAUACCAAAAACACCAACAUUUUUCCCGAUGUGA